Messenger RNA from Cladocopium goreaui, 1830 nucleotides. NCBI's taxonomy places the organism in Eukaryota, Dinophyceae, Suessiales, Symbiodiniaceae. The record is from the annotation of a GenBank genome assembly.
AUGCUGGGUCAGUGGAUUGACUGGUUGUUUGCUGUUGCAUGCUGCGCAGUGCUAAGGGCGACCGCAAGCCCUUCUGUCUUCCCGCAAAAUUGCGCCGACUGCGUUAGCAGGACUUGGAGCUGCCGCAAGAGCUGCCGACCCAGUGAUACCAAACUCUUGGAGUUUGAUUUUCAGUACAAAGAGCUGCCAUGUCGGGAGGUGAUCCCUUGGAACGAGAGUUCCUUGCAGAUAGACACUGAUCUUUGGUGCACAUAUCCGAGAGUGGCAGGUUGCGACUUCUGGGGCUACUGCAAUCCGUCGAUCAAUUGCCGAAACAUGAAUCGGUAUGCGCCUCCCCGCAUCGUUUCGGCUAUGGACUGCGAGAGUUCUGCUUCUGUGUCCAGUUUGGUGGUUGAGAAGUGCUACUGGCACUGCAAGCACCAGAGACCCGUGGCGCGAUGCGUCGUGUCUUUUGACUCGCUGGGCAAGUACCGGAUGCAGCAGAGGCUGGACAAAUGUUGGAUCCAGGAGAAAUGCCAAAAUCGCAACAUGAAAGCGAAAGCCACCUGCAAACCUGAACCUCCACCGGCUGACCUGCCAAGUGUAGAGGUCUCGGGCUCAAUGAUGCUCCUGGUGAAACAACGCGCGAAGUUCUUGGCUCAGCCAAAUUUGAAUUUUGCCCUGCAAGAUGCGAUCAUCAGAAUGGUCCCGCAGUGCGACUUUGGCCACAUCUUCGUCCAAGCGCAGUGGGAGGUCCCCCCAGAGCGUAGCAACCGAAGUAACGCAGUGAAGGUGGACUUCAACAUGUCGGUGCUGGCCGAUGACCAUGGCACCUCCGAUGAGCGCGCGCUGAUAGCGGAAAUGGCGCUGCAGAAUGUCUCCGAUGUCAGGCUGCUGGAGGCGGUGAAUGGUGGCCUCUCAUCCGAAGGUUUGAAGUUCCUGGUAGAUGAUGCCACCUUGAACGUGCAGCCGGUGAGGCUGAAUGAGACACUGCAACGAGGUCCAGGCUCGCAACAGGAGUUCUUUGAGACUGUGACGAUGAUGCGCUUUUACCAAAAGCAUUUGGAGGAGGUGGGAUCUGAGCUGCAAGAACUACAGGCUGAUUUGAAGUCGCAGAAUUCCCAAACUCUGCCAGAAAAUGUGCGAGCUAAGCAAAGUGCAGCAGCCAAGCGCCUGUCGCAAAUCAUGGCCUCGCAGGAUCAGAUGUCGAGCUAUGUGGCACAGGCCAUCACCAGGCACAGCUCCAACAGCGAAGCUUUCCAGGAUGCCUGGAACAGGUCACAAGCUGUUGAGUCCUGGCUGCAGCUUCCAGCCCUGGAGUUGGCGGCAGCCAAGGCCAACUUGUCCUCCACCAAGGCGGAGCUUGCAGAACUACAAGCCAAACGCUUCCGAGCAGAGCAACGCAGCAGCAGAUCUCCCCCUCGGCAACAGGCCCUGGAAGCGUUGAGACAACAAGGAAAGCUGAAUACCAGAUUGAAGGCCAAUGCCACCAGGUUGGCCCGCUCUGUUGCUGAUGCAGAGGAGGAGUUGGAAUACCUCCAGGACCAAUUCUUAGAAACCCAACAUGAUCACACCGAAGCCGAGAAGGAACUCAGUGAAGCGGAGAAGGCGCUGCAAAAGGAGAUCAGCGAGCACGGCCAAACGCUGGAAGAGUUGGAAUCUGCAGACCGGCGAAUCUCAAGAAUCACUUUGAGUUUUGGCCUUGUCAUGGGCUGCAUGGCCAUCAUCAUCGUGGCACUUGGAAGUGCUUUGGUCGUAUGUGGCCGACAGAAAGCCGCAGAUAUCUCUGUGAUGCCGAUAGCCGAGGGCGCAAGCUGGGCACUUGGUUCGCAGCCUACAAGGGAAAACUAA